Messenger RNA from Pseudonaja textilis, 6900 nucleotides. Lineage: Eukaryota; Metazoa; Chordata; Lepidosauria; Squamata; Elapidae. The record is from RefSeq and is a predicted model, not a curated record.
UGAGAACGAAAAGAUGAUUUAGAAAAGGGGAUUUCGCGCAAGCGCAGGAAAAGCGCUAGAGGCUCUUUGUCCUUCGAGUUGUUCAAAAGAAGCGACGCUGGUAAAUUGAGUUUGGCUGAGCGAGUGGGGCUGCGUGGAAGUGCGCACGCGCCUAAAAGAGAAGAUAGAAGGCGGGUUUUCCGUCGGGUGAGUGGCGUCUCUGGCGUGUGGAUGGUUAACGGUGGUUGGAAUUGGACGCAACUUCCAGGGGACGGAGUGUGGAGGAGAACCAACAAAACAGCGCUUUGAUUUCGUUCUUGGUAUUAUUUGGACUCAGCCUCGGUUGCUAUUGCUUACUGCGGUGAGAAGUGGUGAGGUGGCCUGCGGCGCUUGAAGUCGAGGAGGCACAGGCUCUAUCUGCGGCGUAUUUGGCCCGCCGUGAGGGAGCGCUGCUGUCUCCACCGUUCCUGCUGUAGAUCCUCGUUGAAGGGUUUCUGUAAAAGCAAGAGCCGAGAAGAUAAUCGUCACCCUCGCUUACACCUCCAACUAAACUUUUUCUAGUUGUAGAGCAGUGGUUCUCAACCUGUGGGUCGCAUAUUUUUGAUGGUCUUAGGAACCGAGCCAUAAUUUUAUGAUUGGAGGUCACCACAACAUGAGGAACUGUAUUAAAGGGUCGUGGCAUUGAAGGUUGUAGAGUAUUUUCUUCCCCCAGAGCUUGUAUUACAAUCCCUGGAUACUUUUUACGGAAUUUGUGUGCUUCGGCUCCUGAUAACUUAAUGUUUGUUCCUCAAAGACUGGUGAAGAAAGGAAAACGACAUUCCUCCACCCUAUUACUGAUGGGCAGAAAACUUUCCUUAAUCUGUUUUAUUACAAUUUAUUGAGAAAUUGUGAUCCCUUCCAUCAUACAUUAGAAACAGAAUUACCAAGACCAAGAAAGUUUGGGUCUAAUAUACAAUGGAGCAUGGGAAAAUGGAUUAUUUCUGUGAACAAGUACAACAAAAAGAUGCGGGCCGCAGGUUUCAAAUUGGCCAGGAAUUUCUGGAUUAUUUGAAUGAUCCCAGCAUUUCUACUGAUCUAGAGCAGGAUCAGCAGCACCUUGAUAAAGUAAUCAAUGAAUUAACAGGAUGGGUUAACUCUAGUAAUUAUAAGGUAUCACUACUUGGAUUAGAACUCCUAGGUGCCUUUGGUGAAAGACUAUUAGGACGUUUCAGAACCUAUGUAGGAACUGUUCUCGUAGUAUUGAUGGAUCGAAUGGGAGAUGCCAAAGACCAGGUUCGAGAACAGGCACAGAAUCUUAUUUUGAAGUUAAUGGACCAAGUAGCUCCACCAAUGUUCUUUUGGGAGCGACUUGCUGCUGGCUUUAAACACAAGAAUUAUCGUUCACGAGAAGGCGUGUGUCUGUGUCUUGUUGCAACAUUAAAUGCUUAUGGUGCACACUCACUAAUUCUCAGCAAACUGGUGCCACACUUAUGUAUUUUGUCUGGAGACUCAAGUAACCAGGUGAGAGACGCUGCAAUUUUGGCACUUGUGGAGAUUUACAAACAUGUAGGAGAAAAAGUAAGAAUAGAUCUUAACAAGAGAGGAAUUCCUGCUGGAAGAUUGCAAACAAUAUUUGUGAAAUUUGAUGAAAUAAAAAAUAGUGACAGAAUGAUUUCAAGCAGUAUCAAUGAUAAAAGCUUUGAUGAUGAAGAAUCAGUGGAUGGAAAUAGGCCAUCUGCAACUGCUUCAGGUUUCAAGGUCCCUGCACCUAAAAAACCUGGAAAUCCUUCAAAUACUACAAGAAAGCCAGGAUCUGCUGGUGGGCCCAAAGUUGUAGGCACUACCAAGGAAGGAGGAGCUGGUGCUGUUGAUGAAGAUGAUUUCAUAAAGGCAUUUACAGAUGUUCCUACUGUACAGAUAUAUUCUAGUCGUGAACUUGAAGAAACACUAAAUAAAAUCAGGGAAAUCUUGUCAGAUGAUAAACAUGAUUGGGAUCAGCGCACUAAUGCGCUUAAGAAGGUCAGGUCAUUACUUGUUGCUGGAGCUGCGCAAUAUGAUGGCUUUUUCCAGCAUUUACGACUGUUGGAUGGAGCAUUUAAAUUAUCUGCUAAAGAUCUCAGAUCACAGGUGGUUAGAGAAGCAUGCAUCACAGUAGCCCAUCUUUCAACAGUUCUGGGAAACAAGUUUGACCAUGGAGCAGAAGCCAUUGUGCCUACUCUAUUUAACCUGGUCCCUAAUAGCGCCAAAGUAAUGGCAACUUCUGGAUGUGCAGCUAUUAGAUUUAUUAUCCGUCAUACACAUGUGCCAAGACUCAUACCUUUAAUAACCAGCAACUGUACCUCAAAAUCUGUGGCAGUAAGGAGGCGCUCUUUUGAAUUUCUAGACCUAUUGUUGCAAGAAUGGCAAACCCAUUCUUUGGAAAGGCAUGCAGCUGUUCUGGUUGAAACUAUCAAGAAGGGCAUUCAUGAUGCUGAUGCUGAGGCAAGAGUGGAGGCACGAAAGACUUAUCUAGGCCUAAGAAAUCAUUUUCCUGGUGAGGCAGAAGUUCUGUAUAAUAGUCUUGAACCAUCCUAUCAAAGAAGUCUCCAGACUUACUUAAAGAAUUCUGGUAGCAUUGCAUCACUUCCACAAUCAGACAGGUCAUCUUCCAGCUCACAAGAAAGUCUAAACCGUCCUUUCUCUUCAAAAUGGUCCACUGCCAGUUCUUCAAGUAUGACUAACAGAGUUUCAAGUGGUAGCAAAGCUGCUCUGACCCUAGGAACACUGCAGAGGUCUUGCAGUGAUAUUGAUGUUAAUGCUGCCGCUGGGGCAAAGGCACGUCAUGCCACGUCAGGAACUGGUCGCUUAGCAACUGCUGGUCUACCUCCAGGAUCAUAUGCUUCACUAGAGGAUACUUCUGAUAAGAUGGAUGGGCGUGUGCGAACCAAGCUUUCAACACCCUGUAUUGGAGUAGGAAAUUCAAAGACAGAUUCCAGGGGCCGGAGUCGAACAAAAGUUGUAUCUCAGUCUCAACGUUCAUCAUCGCCAGACAAAAAUGAAGCUGGAAGCCGUUCUGGUUCUCCUGGAAGAGUUUUGACUACAACUACACUUUCAACUAUGAAUACAGGUGUUCAGAGAGUAGUAGUCAGCCCUGCAACAGCACAAAAACGGAGCAAGAUUCCUCGAAGCCAAGGAUGCAGCAGAGAAGCCAGUCCUUCAAGAUUGUCUGUUGCUCGAGGUAGUCGCAUUCCUCGGCCUAGUGUAAGUCAGGGGUGCAGUCGGGAAGCCAGUCGGGAAAGUAGCAGGGAUACAAGCCCUGUUCGCUCUUUUGCACCCCUUGGUUUUGGAAUUAGUCAAUCAAGCCGAUUAUCUUCAUCAGUUAGUGCCAUGCGUGUCUUAAACACAGGCUCAGAUGUUGAAGAAGCAGUAGCAGAUGCCUUGCUGUUAGGAGACAUUCGGACAAAGAAAAAGCCAGUUCGAAGGAGGUAUGAAUCUUAUGGAAUGUACUCUGAUGAUGAUGCUAACAGUGAUGCUUCCAGUGCCUGCUCAGAAAGAUCCUAUAGCUCACGGAAUGGCACAAUACCCACCUAUAUGCGACAGACAGAGGAUGUCGCUGAGGUCCUUAACCGCUGUGCAAGCUCCAACUGGUCAGAGAGAAAAGAAGGUCUUCUUGGUCUACAAAAUUUAUUAAAAAAUCAGAGGACAUUAAGUCGUGUUGAAUUAAAAAGAUUGUGUGAAAUCUUCACAAGGAUGUUUGCUGAUCCUCAUAGCAAGAGAGUGUUCAGCAUGUUUUUGGAAACAUUAGUAGAUUUUAUCCAAGUUCAUAAAGAAGAUCUACAGGAUUGGCUAUUUGUGCUGCUGACCCAGCUUCUGAAAAAAAUGGGUGCUGACUUGUUGGGAUCUGUACAAGCAAAAGUUCAGAAGGCUUUAGAUGUGACAAGGGAAUCAUUUCCAAAUGAUCUUCAAUUCAGUAUUUUAAUGCGGUUUACUGUUGAUCAGACCCAAACACCAAGUCUGAAGACAGUCAAGCCAGCACUGCAGGACCAGCUUCGUUCUUUUUGGAGCUCCAAGGUGAAAGUUGCAAUCCUUAAAUACAUAGAGACACUUGCACAACAGAUGGAUCCAGGAGAUUUUGUAAAUUCAAGUGAAACUCGUCUGGCGGUAUCUCGAAUUAUUACUUGGACAACAGAACCCAAAAGUUCAGAUGUUAGGAAGGCUGCACAAUCAGUGCUGAUUUCUCUUUUUGAACUCAAUACUCCUGAAUUUACAAUGCUGUUGGGUGCUUUACCAAAAACAUUUCAAGAUGGUGCCACAAAGUUGCUUCACAGUCACCUCCGGAAUACAGGCAGUGGGGGACAGGGUCCCAUGGGAAGCCCAUUAACAAGGCCUGUUCCACGCUCACCAGCUAGUUGGUCUAGCCCCAUCACUUCACCAACCAAUACAUCCCAGAACACAUUAUCACCAAGUGCAUUUGAUUACGAUUCUGAAAAUAUGAAUUCAGAAGAUAUAUAUAGUUCUCUCCGUGGAGUGACUGAAGCAAUUCAGAACUUCAGCUUCCGCAGUCAGGAGGAUAUGAAUGAACCUAUGAAAUGGGAUUCAAAAAAAGAAGAUGGUGAUUCAAUUUGCAGUGGCUCUGGAAUGGUAGAUCUACGAACAGGAGCUGGUGUGAUUGAUACAGGCCGAACAGCUCUUGACAACAAAACUUCAUUAAUUAACACUAUGCCUCCUCAUUCCUCCCCACGGUCACGUGAUUAUAAUCCAUACAAUUAUUCUGAUAGUGUUGGUUCUUUUAAUAAAUCAGCUUUAAAAGAGGCUAUGUUUGAUGAUGAUGCGGAUCAGUUUCCUGAUGAACCUUCCCUGGACCAUUCUGAUCGAGUUGCAGAAUUGCUAAAGGAAUUAUCAAACCAUAACGAGAGAGCUGAAGAACGGAAAGCUGCUCUUUAUGAGCUAAUGAAAUUGACUCAGGAGGAGUCCUUUGGUGUUUGGGAUGAGCACUUCAAAACAAUUCUUCUUUUGUUACUUGAAACUCUUGGAGACAAAGAGUAUGCAAUUAGAGCCCUGGCACUAAAAGUCCUAAGAGAAAUUUUAAGACAUCAACCAGCAAGAUUUAGAAAUUAUGCAGAACUCACAAUAAUGAAGACUUUAGAAGCUCAUAAGGACCCUCAUAAGGAGGUGGUAAGAUCAGCUGAAGAGGCUGCUACUAUGCUGGCCACAUCUAUUAGUCCAGAUCAAUGUAUCAAAGUACUUUGUCCCAUCAUUCAAACAGCAGAUUAUCCUAUAAAUCUGGCUGCAAUCAAAAUGCAGACAAAAGUUAUUGAAAGAGUACCUAAAGAAAUUCUUGCUCAGCUUUUGCCAGAGAUAGUUCCAGGUUUAAUACAGGGCUAUGAUAACUCUGAAAGCAGCGUUCGAAAGGCAUGUGUCUUCUGCCUUGUAGCUAUUCAUGCAGUAAUUGGUGAUGAGCUGAAGCCACAUCUUAGUCAACUCACUAGCAGCAAAAUGAAAUUGUUGAAUCUUUAUAUCAAGCGUGCACAAACAGGAUCUGGAACAGGUGAUGCCUCAGCAGAUGUUCCAGGACAAAGCUAGUAAUCCUGAAAUCCAUCUUUUAACUAAGAGGAAAGACACAUCAUAAAAGGAAAAUUCGCAAAUGCAUUUUUGGCGCUUUUCUCUCUCUCAAUCUUUUUUCCCUUAAUGAAGGGCUGCUUAGCCUGCAUGUGACUGUUCCAGUAAUUCCAUAUCUAAGGGGAAAGACAGUAUUAAUAUCACUUGACUGAAGCAAAUUAUUUUUUUUUAACUAACACAUCAUGUUUUCUGUUUGCACUCCUCUGUGUGUCUUUCCACUAAUUUUUUUUAAUGUACUUUUAGAAACUAAUUAAACAGGAAUGCUUUCAAAUUUAAAUUUCCUCAUUUUUACUCAACUGCAAAGUAACGUGGCUUUUCCUUCCUGGUUUUAAUAAUCAGAUGCUUCUGCUUGGAUGCACAAAGUGGGAAAACAGAGAAUGAUAGAUUGAGCUCAGCCCCAACUAGACCAGUCUCAUUACCAAAGAGACAUCUUCAUAUCUUAUCAUAAUGCCAACAGCAGCAGCAGAAAGCAGUGCUUGAUUGAUCAAUCGUUGAAUGUUUGUCAUAUAAACAAAAAUUCAAUGCAGAUUAGGAGGACAACUCUGUCUUUCUAUAUGGAAAUCUAUAUAGAAUAUAGUAUGGCAAAACUGGAUUGUAUAGCAUCCUACUUUCCUAGAUCAGGGUAAGUAAAAUCACUUAAUGGAUAUGAACCUGUAUCACCACCUUCAAGCAAGAUGGUUUGGAAUAGAAUGCUUUGUAUCAUUUGUCAGUAUAAUACUUCCUCUCAACCUAAUUAUUGAAAGCAAUACUUCUGUCAAUCUCAUUCACAUAAAAAUAUAUGACAGGACUGGAAUAAAUUGUUUCACAAUGAUAUGUUGCAAGAUUGGAGAUUAGUGCACUGAUUAUUUUAAAGGCAUGGGAAUGGGAAAAACUCACAAGUAUUACAGAUUUUAAAAUUAUAGUUUGGAGUUUAAUUUGAAUCAGGAAAUGGCCCUAAAUUCAUUGCAUGGUUAUCUUAAGAUUAUGUUGAACUGGUGUUAUUGCAGCCAUCUGGACUAUAAGAUAUGGAAAUGUUUUCAGGUUGUUUCUGUAAUCGUUUAAAAAGUUUAUUGUGAAUAAUGCAUCCUUAUAUUUAUGGACUGAAUAGUCAAAGAGAGAAUGAAACUAAAACUACUUCCAUCAGACAAAAAUACCAAGCUUCUUAGCUGGGGAAUGAGAAUAAAAUCUGUACCCAGAUGGAACCCACAAUACUUGGAAUAACUCAUUGUUGAAUUAUCUUGUUUUAGGGAUUGUGUAUUUACAGGAGAGAUUAUAGCAAUGCUAAGGAUGAUGGGUUUUUCUGCUAGAUUAAGAUUCUGACUACCUCUUCAGGGUAAAUACUUUUGACUAAGCUGCUAUCCAUAA